Molecule: messenger RNA, 1818 nt
Organism: Penicillium taxi
Lineage: Eukaryota; Fungi; Ascomycota; Eurotiomycetes; Eurotiales; Aspergillaceae
Product: OSTA/TMEM184 family protein
Exons: 7
Coding region: 1-1818 (605 amino acids)
Biological process (GO): transport
Molecular function (GO): transporter activity
Source: RefSeq, a predicted model, not a curated record
AUGAUGAUCUCCACUCUCGCAGGAACAGGCACCAGCCUAGCUAAAGCGAGCAUUAUCAUAGCUGGUAUCUCGGCUCUAAUAGCGUCACUACUGUCCCUUGUGUCCAUAUGGUUUCAAAUUAAAAACUACAGGAAACCUUUACUUCAACGAUAUGUCGUGCGCAUUCUGGUGAUGGUGCCGAUAUAUGCUAUCUCGUCGUGGACGGGUAUUGUGUCACUGAAGGCGGCUCAGGUUUUCGACCCCAUUCGCGACAUUUAUGAGGCAUUCACUAUCUUCACGUUCUUCCAGCUCUUGAUCAACUUCUUGAGUGGAGAACGAGCGUUGAUUAUCAUGGCUCAUGGUCGUCCUCCUGUUUCGCACGCAUGGCCAAUGAACCAUUUCUUACCGAAGGUCGACAUAUCCGAUCCCUACACAUUUCUAACGAUUAAACGCGGCAUUCUCCAAUAUGCUUGGCUGAAGCCUGUCCUUGCCAUCGUAUCUAUCGUGAUGAAGGCAACCGAUACCUACCAAGAGGGAUACUUGGGACUCACGUCUGGUUAUCUCUGGACUGGCAUUAUUUACAACAUUAGCGUCAGCAUCAGUCUUUAUUCACUCGCUAUGUUUUGGGUGUGCAUGUACGACGACCUCCUACCAUUUCGCCCGGUUCCUAAAUUCCUCUGCGUAAAAUUGAUCAUUUUUGCAUCAUAUUGGCAAGGCUUUUUUCUGGCAAUUCUACAAUUCUUGGGGGCGCUGGGACAUGUUGCGGGAUAUACACCCGACAAUCUCGCUGCGGCGAUUCAGAACACCCUCAUCUGUAUCGAAAUGCCGUUCUUUGCCAUUGCCCACUGGUACGCAUUCUCGUGGCAUGAUUAUGCCGACCCUACCAUUUCAUCUGCACGGAUGCCGGUCAAAUAUGCGCUGCGGGACGCUUUUGGAGCUCGGGAUUUGAUAGAAGACACCAAAAUGACUCUUCGGGGUGACAAUUAUGAUUAUCGAAUUUUCGAUUCGGGUGACAACAUCAUUGCACAUGCGGAUUCUAAGUCGCGGGUCAAGCGAACUAUGGAAGGAAUGAGAUACAAGCGAGGGGGCAAGGGAAAAUACUGGAUCCCAAAGCCUGGCGACAUUGCUAGAAGAGCGAGUGACCCGGAUAGUCACACUCCGCUACUUGGCGAUAAUAGUAUUUCUCGCAGUCGGACUGAACAGGGACGCCGCAGUUCAGCUGACGGAUCCACGUUUGGUGAGCUUGAAUGCACAUUAAACGACGACGACGAACGAUUGUUUGCCAAUGCUCGAGCGCAUGAGUUUGGAGACUGGAACUAUCCCGUUAUCACAGCUAAUGAAGUUCCGCGAGAUCAACAACUCUCUCUAAGUAGAAGCUAUCAACACGUCAGUACCGAAGACAAUGUGAAGAAGUCACGUUCGCACCGCAAAGGCCGAGCGUCGGGCAGCGAAAGCAGGCGAAACCACAAUGUCGGAUCAAGCAAAUCUAGCCCCAAAUCUACGAAGAGUUCCGACCGGCGAAAGUCCUUGCAGCGCAACCCUAGCUCCACAAACUCAAAUCAUUCUCAUCGCAGCCAGUUGGUCGAUCUCGUGGUAGAAAAUAUUGAAGCUGAAGAGGAGGAACGAGCUCAGGCCAUAAGAGAAUACGGCUCCGAUUGGCCAGGGGCUGCAAACAAACAAUUUACGCGCCCCUCUGGUGAGAAAAUUGAAGAAGAGGUUGAGGACAAAUCUACGGAAGCAUCGGCUGAGCCAGAAGCUCAAACAUCUACAUAUACAACUACCCAAAAUACCCGCUGGAACUACAGUGCCCUAGGUGACGAUAAUGUGUGGGACAAAUAG